Caenorhabditis briggsae is the source of this 2826-nucleotide messenger RNA. Bases 1 to 2826 code for a protein of 941 amino acids. The transcript has 7 exons. Gene Ontology annotation, biological process: Golgi organization. NCBI's taxonomy places the organism in Eukaryota, Metazoa, Nematoda, Chromadorea, Rhabditida, Rhabditidae. The record is from RefSeq and is a predicted model, not a curated record. Gene Ontology annotation, cellular component: Golgi cis cisterna; cis-Golgi network; Golgi apparatus.
AUGGUCGAUGCCGCUGUGUCUGCAAAAGCUGAUAUGCUGGCAGCGGCCAGAAAAAAGCUAAAAGACUUCGAAUCUCGACAAAAAUUGGAUGGUCGCUCUUCUCCCGCAUCCAGCAUAAUUUCAUCGGAACCAGAUGGAGGAGCAGCCCUAAAUGGACGAAGUAGCGUUGUUAGUGACGAUUCCACGGCUCUCCAGAUACCACAGUCUUCCUCUUCUGCGCAGAAUUUGUCUAGGAAUGGAACGAAUGCUUCUCCAUUCCUGCCAAACGGAAACGAAUGGUAUCAAGCUUAUACGCAGUUGAAGACGCAGCAUGAUGAAUUGUGUGCACAUUAUGCGCAACUUCAUUCUGCCUACUCGCAAGUCAACGCAAACGGAGUUCAUGUCGACGCCGAGAGUCAAAUCGUACAACUUCAACAUGCGUUGUCCGCCAUGGUAGAGGAAAAAGUUUCACUUCAAAGCGAUUUACGACGGUCAAACGAACAGACCGAAAAUCUUCGACAGAAACUGGCUGCUGCAGAACAUUUGUCAAAUCAAAAGCGAGUGGAACCUACUUCCUCCACGUACAGUAGUUCUGAAGAAGUUCGGAAGCUAACAGAAACAAUAACUCAAAAAGACAGCCUCCUUACUGCACGUCAUCAAGAACUCGAGGGAGCAAGACGAGAAGUUGCUUCUGUUCAAGCUAGUUUACUCAAUGUGCAACACGAAAGGAGUGAAGCUCAGGCUCGUGUAAAGAGUUUGAUUAAAGAAACUGCAGCUCAGCAAGGAAGAAUCGAUCAAUUGAAAAAAGAUAUUCAAAUGAAAGAUCUUUAUUUGAAACAACUCGGUGGUUCUGUUCCGGCUAAUGUUCAAAAUCCUGAUAACAACGAUCACGGAAGUUCCUUGCAGGAGUUGGAGCAUUUCAGGUCUGAAAAAACGCGACUUAACGCUGAAGCUGCCACUUUGAAAGCACAUUACCUCGAUCGUGAACAUGCUCUCCAACAGAAGCAAGCUGAGCUAGCUACAGAACUUGAGAAACUACAAACUGAACAGUUCUCUGCGAAAGACGAAAUACAACAUUUAAAUCACGAACUUCAAAUUGCUCGAUCUGAACUCGAAAAGGCGCAGUCAAGUGUUUCGGAGUGUCCUGAAGAAGUACCCAGAAUUACUGAAGAAGAUGUAACCAAGCGAAUUCGAGAAGCAUGCCACGUUGAACGACUGAAGUUUGACAGAAAACUCGAGGAGAACCAACGACAAAGAGAGGAAGAGAUACUCGAAAAAGAUAAAGUAAUUUUCGAGCGAGAGCAAUCUUUGGCUGAACUUGAAAUGAAGUACCGACUUUUGGAAGAGAGAACAUUGGAAUCUACUGCUAAUGGAGCCGAUCUUCUUUCACUAUCAGAGCAACUUCAAAACGAAAAAGCUACUGUUUCACGAGCAGUUGCCCAAAACAAAGAACUCAAAGAGCGAUUACUGGAAACGGAAGAUAGAUUUGUUGUCCUGACGGAAGAGAAGGCUGCGACAGAGCUGGCUAAACAAUCUGCAGAGCAUCAAGUGAAAGAGCUCACAAAACAGUUGAACUUGGAAGCCGCUGGCCUAGUUGGGAAUCUCUCAGAAGUUAUCGCAAGUCAACCACAUUUGGAUGCAGCCCCAGAAUCAUCGCAGUCUGAAAACAAUCUGAGAUCACAAGAAAUCGAAAAUAUGAACACGGAGCUGAAGGAAACUGUGGAAACCCUACAAAGAGAGAAUUCUGAAAUUCGUUUGAAUUUGGACCAGAAAACUCACGAACUGCAACAAGUUCGUGCUGAGCUGAGAAGAAGUACUACUCAUAACGAACAAAUGGAUGAGAUCAUGAGACAGAACGCAGAAGAUGAGAAUCAAAACUCGAUUCACGUUGAGCUCACUCAAGCAGUUGGACGGGUUCAGGAGCUAGCCACUGAAAAUGAACAAAUGCGAGAAUUGUUGAACGAGGUUCGUCAGCAAUUAGAAGAAGAACGAUCCGAAAGAGCAACCGAGUCUGAAAGAAACAAACGUGAGAAAGAAGAGAAAGACUUAGAAUUGGUCGAACCGGAAGUAGCCAAAGAUGUAGAGCAACAACCUUCCCGUGAGCUUCAUGAAGACUUGUGGGCUCGAAAAGAAUUAGAGAAACGCUUCGCUCGAGCAAUGAUGCAAAACGCCGAGCUUGUAGAAACGAUUGAUAGGCUGGAGCAUAUCAAUCAACAGCUUGAACUGGAAAAUGAUACUAUUGCUGAUCACGUUGUACUCUACCAACAUCAAAGAAAGUUGGUUCGGGAAAGACUUCGAGUGAAAGAUGAACAGCUGAAGGCGAUGGAAGAGGAACGAACGAGAACAGUGACAAGGUGCCAAGAACUGCAGAAUGUCUUGAUGACUGUGCUGAACAAAGGAGGUGUACUAAAGGUAUAUGAAGACUAUUUUUGUGCUAAACGUCAACAAUCAUUUCAGGAGUACACCACUACGUCUCGCAAAGCUUCGCGUCGUGUUUCUCGUAGUUACAGUCAUUCAACUGUCGACGAAUUGAGUGGUGAUGAAGAUGUUGUUAUUGAUGCGAAAUUGGAGGAAAUUCCCGAAAGAGUAGGGGUUCAUGGUCAAGGAGAUGAAGCAAUCAAUAGUAUAGUGAAUCCAACUCCGUUGAUAUUGGAAACAGAAGAGAAUCGUGCAACACCAGAUUUUAAAUCGGUCGUUGACAAUCCUAUUUCCAUCGAUCCAGAAACACAUACAGAUGCAUCUGUUCGGCGUAUUCUUGAAAUAAUUUCGGAUAUCAGCAGACCGCAGCCGAUUCCCACUGGCCAACUUCAUUGUACACAAUGUAUUGGAGAUCUUCAAGAGCUCUAG